CUUGCGUGGAGUAUUCGCCAAGAGGCCAGCAGGUCAUCUCAGGCAGUAGCGACAAGACGAUGCGACUGUGGGAUGUGAAAUCCGGUCAGUGUUUGGUGGUCGUUAAAGAUUUUCAUGGACGCAUCUCCAGCAUCGCAUGGAACACGACUCUCGAUGGCACUUAUUUUGCAACUGGCUGCAGCGAUAAAUCCGUUCGCGUGUGGCAACUAUUAGAAGAGGAGGAUGGCUAUCGCGUAAGCCUGCAUUGGGGUUCGAACCAUGGUGGACUUGUCGUGUCGGGUAUCACUAUCCAAGAAGCACAAGGCUUGAGCAGGGUAAAUGCGAAGCUAUUGCUGCAGCGUGGCGCUGUGGGCGACCCAGUCCCUCCUUUGACCUUCCGCGGAACUAGUGAGAAGCUGGUCACCAUGGCAACUGUUGUAUCUCAGCUUGGGAUGCAGCCAAACCGCAGCAUGUCGAAUACCCUCCCAGCGGCUGGUCCCCCGGCAGAGAGUUAGUAACGCCGGUUGUAUAGGCGGAGAUAUGGCUCGGAAAUUGAUAGCGGCAGCUUAACUCUUACUUUUUGCAAGUCUUCUGCUGGUGCAUGGAUGCGCCUCCUGAAGAAGACAGACAAACAAGCAUACAAGUCUCUUGUCAUUGACAAGUCCUGAAAAUAAAAAAUGGCAGCUUAUAACAA
Messenger RNA from Gamsiella multidivaricata, 673 nucleotides. RefSeq lists its product as uncharacterized. Gene Ontology annotation, molecular function: protein binding. The coding region runs from base 60 to 494 and encodes 144 amino acids. The record is from RefSeq and is a predicted model, not a curated record. Lineage: Eukaryota; Fungi; Mortierellomycota; Mortierellomycetes; Mortierellales; Mortierellaceae. The transcript has a single exon.